Molecule: messenger RNA, 1140 nt
Organism: Blepharisma stoltei
Lineage: Eukaryota; Ciliophora; Heterotrichea; Heterotrichida; Blepharismidae
Source: the annotation of a GenBank genome assembly
AUGAAAACUUUACUCGCCCUCUUAGUUUUUGGCUUGAUCCAAGCAGUCAAAAUCAAAAACUCAUCCCAAGUUUUACCUAAACUAUUAAUGACACAAGUCCAAGACACAGGUCCUCUAUCCCAUGCAUAUGAAAUCUUGGAUCGAUUGUUAGAAGAAAUCCACUCAGAACAAAACGAGCAUGAUGGAAUGUACGAGCAACAAGUCAAAAAAUGUGAUGAAGAAAUUGCAUUUAGACAAAAAGAAUUCGGAAACACUCAUGUUAUUUUAUCCCAAAUCAAAUCCUCACAAAGUGUAUGUGAAUCAUCGUUAGAAAUUUUUAACAGAAAAUUAACAGCCAAUUUAAACGACCAAGAAUCAAUAAAAACCCAUAAAGAGACUGCAGGAGAAGCUAAAAAUCACAUUGAAUUGGCUUAUAAAACCAAAGCUCUUGACCACAAUCAAUUAGCUGAUUCUAUAGAAGACUGCAUUAAUGCAAUAGAAGCCUUAAAAGUCUCCCCAGCUGCAUUUGCAGAGCUUCCAGAAAAAGCAUCAUCUUUGAUUGUAGCGAGCUCAAAGCUAAAGAAAAUGUCACAAGUAGCCCCUGUUAUAUCAGCACUUGUAGAGCUUUCCCAAGUUUCACAAGGCGACAAAGUCCCACUUGAAAGAAUUAUACGUCUUUUACAAGAUCUUAAGGUCAGCUCGAAUGAGUCAAAAGUUGAUUUUGAUAAAAUCGCUGAAAAAUCUUCUGAGCUAUUUAACGAUUUAUAUGAAAAACUAAACUCAGAGCUCGAAAAAUUGAAAAAUGAAGAAAUAAAAAUAAGGGACCAGCUCUCCCAGCACCAAAGCUGCAUAUCCUCUCAAAGCAGCUUAAUAGAAAAAGCUUCAGAUAAAGACAGCAGAUAUUUAAGUAUAUUGAAUUCUGUUCAAAAACUCUGUGAAAACUGGAAAUCUCAGCACGAGUCCCAAUCAGAAAACAGAAAAAAAGAAAUUGACACAAUUGAAGGGAUUAAAAACGUCCUCCAAAGAAGAUAUGGAGAAUACAAGCUAAGCUCAGCUGACAGAGCUGAUAAAUAUAAAGAAGACUGGGAUAGAUACACAAAUGUUUAUGUGUACCAAAACCAAUGGAACUAUCAGCAUCACCAACGUGAUUUUGAAGGCUAA